Molecule: messenger RNA, 2815 nt
Organism: Thunnus maccoyii (southern bluefin tuna)
Lineage: Eukaryota; Metazoa; Chordata; Actinopteri; Scombriformes; Scombridae
Gene: ak7a
Product: adenylate kinase 7a
Exons: 18
Coding region: 188-2272 (694 amino acids)
Biological process (GO): nucleobase-containing compound metabolic process
Cellular component (GO): cytoplasm
Molecular function (GO): ATP binding; AMP kinase activity
Source: RefSeq, a predicted model, not a curated record
UAGCAACCACAGGAGUCCAUAGUAACGGAGAAGAACACAGCAAGGAAUAAGUUCUGAUGUUUUUUUAGCCACAAAUCUGUCAUUUCUACUAAUGUACUUAGACUAUUAGUAUUACAUUCACAGUUGUUAUAGAUUUAAUCAUUGCUACAAAAGCUCAAAGCAUCACUGCAACCGUCAUCUUUUUAAAAUGGGAGACAAAAACCAACAAACCCGUCCCAAACGUAUUUUUGUCAACGACGUCGACAGGUAUUCCUCCAAGCACAUCGCUAAGUUUUUAUCAACAUGCGGAGAGACAUCUGAAGAUGCCGAAGCAGAGGAGCCGUCAGCCUCCCCUGGAGGUCAACCAGCUUUCCAAAUAGUCGCGACUGUGUCCUCUUCCUCCACAGACGAGAGAGCAAGCUCUCUGCUAGAGCAAUACACGUCACCAACCCGAGAUGAGCUUCUUCAGCACCUGCUGGAGUGUGAUGUGGUGGUGUACAACAUCUCAGAAAAUGCAACACAACAGCAGAUUGAAGAGGCAACAUGGGCACUCACAGCUCUUCAGGCUGAGAUGGAGAACUUCAAGAGUCGGAAAAUGUUCAUCUUAGUCUCGACAGUGAUGACGUGGGCCAUGACCAAGCCACAAAAUCCGGAUGAAACAGAUGUUCUGUUAACAGAAGAAGAGUACAGAAGAAGAAGGCCGCAUCCCAGUUUCAGAAACCACAACAACCUGGAGAAACUUGUGCUCAAACUGGGCAGAGGUAAAAAGGCCAAGCUUACUGGCUAUGUUGUAACUGCUGGUCUUCAGUAUGGAAAGGGAGAGAACCUCUUCCACUUCUUUUUCAAGGUGUCUUGGUUGAUGCUGUAUCCAAAAGUUCCUGUAUUUGGAGAAGGCACAAAUUUCAUCCCCACGAUUCACGUAUAUGACCUUGCAGGGGUGAUACAAAACAUCAUUCAACUCAAGCCAAAGUCAAAGUACAUUCUUGCCGUCAACGAUUCCAAGAACACUUUGGAGGAGAUUGUAAAGAUGAUAAGCGAUGUACUUGGGCCAGGGGAAAUUAACAAAGUACCAGAACAGGAAGCCAUCACCAUGAUCGCCUUUAAGCCAGAGGAACUGGAAUACCUAAGUAUCAACCUCCGCCUGGAUGCUUUUAUUAUAAAAGACUCCUUCAACCUCCGCUGGACGUCUGAAACUGGGAUGGUUGAGAACAUGGAGAGUAUUGUGGAAGAAUACAAAGACACCAGGCAGCUACUUCCAAUUAGGAUCUGCCUUGUUGGACCUCCAGCUGUGGGUAAAACCACUGUUGCAGAGAAGCUCUGUAAGCAUUACCAAAUACACCACAUCAUGAUCAAAGAGGUCAUUGAAGAAAAGACUGCACAACUGAAGGAAAUAGUGAAUGGAGCUGACCCUGAAUAUGUCAGUGAAGAGGUGGUGGCUGCUGCACAGACACAACUGGAAAAUAUCAACAAAAGCAUGGAAAUGAAUGCAGGUCGACUCGCUGACCAUCUAGUUUUUGACAUUUUGCAAGAAAAGCUGAAUUCAAAGCCAUGUAGGAACCAUGGAUUUGUUCUCGAUGGCUUCCCUAAGACUUAUGAGCAAGCAAAGUUGAUUUUCUCUGAUGAAGAAAUGGAGAACCGAGAUUUGAUGUCCAGAACCCCUGUGUACAACAAGAAGAUCACUCCAGAGCAUGUAUUUGCAUUAAAUGCCUCUGAUGAUUUCCUGACAAAAAGAGUACAAGGACUUCCACAGAGUGUGGCAGAGAAAAUGCGCUACACCCAGGACGAGUUUAUCUCUCGUCUGAUGAGAUACAAACAACUGAGUGACGCUGAGGAAACCCUGCUGGACUACUUUGAUGAGCUUGAGAUUCACCCAGAACAUAUUGAAGUCAACACAGAUGAUCCAGAGUACAUAGACAUUAUGAACAAGAUCACUGAGAUGGUGGGGAUUCCCAAGAACUACGGCCUCAGUCCAGAGGAGCAGGAGGAGGAGGACAGACGACAAGAGGAAGAGAGGAAGCAGAAACUGGCCACUGAAGCUGCUGAGAAGAAACGCAGGAAUGAGGCUACACUAGCUGAAAUGGCUGCUCAGUAUGAGGAGUGGCAGAAGAAUUUGUCGGAGGUGAAGAGGCAGGAAUACGAGCUGCUGGAAGCUCGCUGUCUUCCUCUGAGGAACUACCUGAUGAAGUAUGUGAUGCCCUCGCUCACUGAGGCCAUGUUAGAGUGCUGCAAGAUCAAACCAGAGGACCCUGUCGACUUUUUGGCUGAACAUCUUCUUCGAAACCAACAAGAUUAAAAAUCAAUCACACGAAGACAUGAUCCAACACAAAUAUUGAUUUCCAGCAUUUGAGGCUGUUUUUAUUCUACAGUAAUUAACAUAUAUCAAGAGAUAAUUGUACCAAACAUUGUUAUGUAAAAUGAAAAGAGUGAUGCAUCAGUGUUACAGGCUUAUAGUAAAUAUGAAGAAAUGUAAUCAGUAAAAUUGAUGCAUUGUAGGUAUACUGUGAUUUAACAGAAACACAUUUAACAAACUUCCUAUACUAAAAACUACACUUUCAGUGUGAGAAACAUAUUUUUUAAAUGUCACUUUGUGUGGGACUUGGCUGAGGAUGCAUGUCAGAGCUCUAUAGUUAAGCCAGGUUUCCUCUCAUUAGAGAAUUUGACCUCUUAGGGCAUCCAUCUGGGUUAUGACUCAGCACCCUGCUGUAGAGUCAGCGCUUCCUGGAAGAACCACACUCAUACUGGUCUUAUUCCAGCAAAGAUGUAAACACAAUGUGCACAAGCUCUUCUGUUGCAGGAGAGAUUAACGAAUAAUAAAUAAAUAUAUUCAAAUAUGUAA